Perkinsus marinus ATCC 50983 is the source of this 792-nucleotide messenger RNA. RefSeq lists its product as hypothetical. The coding region runs from base 1 to 792 and encodes 263 amino acids. The transcript has 9 exons. The record is from RefSeq and is a predicted model, not a curated record. NCBI's taxonomy places the organism in Eukaryota, Perkinsozoa, Perkinsida, Perkinsidae.
AUGGGAGCUCAUGGAAGCCGUGAGUCCCAGCGCCCCAAGGCCUUCACAAAGGGCGGAGGCGACGUUGUGGUGAGCAUGAGCAAGCCUAUGAUGUUGGACACUCCGAGGCGAAGCGAGGAUGACUCGAAGGGGCUUAGGGAGGUCAACCCGACGUGGACGCUGUUCAUCAUACUGCAGGUGCACGACGCUGGGCACUCAGGAGCACUUGAGAAGACCUUCAAGAUAAUGCAGCUGCCUCUCACGGACUUGGCAGUCUUCGUCAACGUUGAUUCGAUUUUUCGUGUGUCCCUUUACGCCGCUCGAGACAAGGAAACUGUUCAGAAGCUGCUGGAUACAGAUGACUAUCUUUCCAAUCUAGAGGAGUUGCCAGUGAUGCCGACUGGGACCGAGCGAACGUUGAAGUCGUUUGCCAGUGAUGACUCUGAACCUGCGAGCCCGGCUACUUCCACGAGAAGCAGUCAGAUGUACGCAGACGCAUACUUGGCUGGGGAGUGUGUGGUCCCUGUUCGGGCUGUGGGAGAGAGGUUUGGCAGCGGCAUGGUGAUGCAGUGGAUCGCUCUAGAUAGUAAAGGCCUGCGGACCGACGGGUGUCUCGAAGGGGACGGCUGCACUCAAGUUGCCAAGGGCUCGCGGUCGCUUACUAGCAGUCCUAAUAGAGACUGCAUCCUUGCAUCCCUACGAGAGUACAAGGCAUUGAGUGUUGAUUGUGUCCGACAGGCCAUGGUAAUUGACAGCUAUGAGCAGUUCUGUGACUUUGCUGCUGCCAUCAUGUCUCGAGACGUUGAAGCUUGA